CGUUGGCCAGUUGCUCGUGCACCCGCGCUCCGCUUGAACUUGACUCGCUGAGAUCAUCAAAAAUUUAAGACUAAACUAUUUGAGUUCUGAGAGGUUUACAAUAGGAGAAAAAAGUUGGAUGUCGGGUGGAAUUCAUUGAAUAUGAGGAUCUCUAGUGGAUUACUCCUGUUGGCGGCUUUGGUUCCUGUAUUGUCUUCACCUCAAGGGAGACCAGAUAAUAUCUCUAAAGACUGCCCCAGAAAGUGCUGGUGUUAUCAAACUGCUGUACGAUGCAUGUUCCAGGGUAUCACCAGAGUACCGAGAGUGUCAGGGAACUCUACAAUUUUAGAUCUGAGAUUCAACGAUAUCGUUGAUAUUCCACCUGGUACAUUCCAUGGACUGAAAAAUCUUGAUACAAUUCUGUUGAAUGAUAAUAAAGUACGGCAUUUGAAGGCGAAUGCAUUCGUUGGCCUCUCGAACUUGACUAUUCUAUACUUGUACAAGAAUCGAAUAACUUCGGUGGCAGUUGGAGCAUUUGCGCACUUGCCAAACUUGAGACAACUCUAUCUCCACGAGAAUCGUCUGACGGAGAUCGAACCGAGAACGUUCAGCGAUCUACCGAAGUUGGAGAGACUAUUUUUGCAAAAUAACAGACUCCACAGAAUACCAGCGGAUGCCUUUGAAAAUGUUGGGCCAAUGACACGUCUAAGGUUGGAUAGCAAUGCGCUGGUAUGUGAUUGCGAUCUUCUUUGGCUUGUUGAAAGACUUCGCGAAGGGCCAUCGGAGACGACUGCGGUCUGUCAAGCUCCAGUGGAGAUGGAAGGUCGAUCACUCACCUCUAUGUCCACUGAGGAUUUCCAUUGCCAUGUUCCAAAGAUAAUGAAAGGCCCAGAAGACAUCCACUUGGCAAUUGGCGAAACAGCUUCCUUCAGCUGUAAAGUAGUUGGCGAUCCAAAACCGAAAAUAAAGUGGAUGCGAAAUUCCGACGAAGUAAAUCCAGAUGGCUCGCGCUACAUCAUAAAAGAGGACGGUACUCUGGUUAUUUCGGACAUUUCUGAGAACGAUGUUGGAGAGUACGAGUGCAUUGCUGAGAGCAAAAUGGGUUCAAUAGCAUCGCGAAAGGCCCGCGCGGUCAUAACCGCGACUCCCUCUAUUCGUUUUACGGAAAUUCCCAACUCCCAGUCGGUCACUGCAGGUGAGGACAUUAUAUUCACUUGUAAAGCAGAGGCUCGUCCCUCCCCGCGGAUCGAAUGGUGGAGAAAUGGCCAACGGAUCCGAGGAGACGACAGGAUGUUCCUAGAAGACGAAGGUAUGACCUUACGAAUUAUCUCCACAACCACUGGCGACUCUGCUCGAUACGUCUGCCAAGGAAGAAACAUCAACGGAUUCGCAGAGGUUAGCGCAGAUCUGAAAGUUGUCUCCGAGAAUGCCAGCCCUCCCAGAUUCACUUACGAGCCUCCAGAGAACAUGGAAACAGAGUUGGGAGCCACCGUUGAACUCCCCUGUCGCUCAGAAGGUGAACCGAAACCCAUAAUCCACUGGAAGAAAGAUGGAAGUGCUUUGGAACCCAUCCCCAGGUACAGAAUCUCGCGUGGAGGGAGUUUAUACAUCCAAAACAUCACCUUGAGUGACUCUGGGAGAUACGAAUGCACAGCUGCCAAUGAUUACGGUCGAGCAACUGCUCAAAGUCUCUUAAAAGUUAAACAAGCUUUAGUUACCUCAAACAGCAUCGUUCAUCGAGCUUUUCAAGACGCAACAGAUAGUAUUGAUAGGGCCGUAAAUCAGACAUUAGCAAGGCUGUUUGGAAUCGAUGGUGCACCUCCUACAGGUCAUUCUGACCCUUUCAGAAUCGCCAGGUUUCCCAACAAAGUCGCCAGGGCUAAUGCCAGACCUGCAGAAAUUUUCGAAAGAACUCUAGUCAAUAUUCGAAAGUUUGUUAAUCAAGGUAUGAAGGCUAAUGUUUCAGGACCCUUCAAUUAUACCGACAUUUUGACGCAUGAUCAAGUCCGGGAGAUUGAGAAGCUCGCGGAUUGCACUGGACACCGACAGAAACCAAAAUGUAACAAUUUGUGUUUUCAUAGUAAAUACAGAACAAUCGAUGGCACCUGCAAUAAUUUGAAACACACAACCUGGGGAUCAUCUUACACAGGAUUCCGGAGGAUUCUUCAACCGAUUUAUGAAAAUGGGUUCUCUCAGCCAAUUGGGUGGGAUAAAACGAGACUAUACUUCGGAUUCACAAAGCCUGCUGCAAGAUUAAUAUCGACAAAGAUUAUUUCAACUAAUAAGAUCACUUCAGACGAUAAAUUAACACACAUGUUAAUGCAGUGGGGUCAAUUUUUAGAUCAUGACCUUGACCAUGCUCUUCCUGCGGUCUCCAGCGAGUCCUGGGAUGGAAUUGACUGCAAAAAAUCCUGUGAAAAUGCAGCUCCAUGUUUCCCAAUGGAAGUACCUCCUGGAGAUCCUAGAAUCACCAAUAGACGUUGCAUUGACUUUGUCAGAUCCAGUGCAGUUUGUGGAUCUGGAAUGACGAGUAUUCUUUGGGGACAUGGGAUGAGCCCAAGAGAACAGAUGAAUCAAUUGACGAGCUAUAUAGAUGCUUCUCAGGUCUACGGAUACGAUGAUGAUCUAGCCAGAGAUCUUCGGGAACUUCAGAGUGAUCGGGGAUUGUUAAGAGAAGGCGCUGCAUUGCCGGGAAGAAAAGCAAUGUUGCCCUAUAUGUCGGGACAAUUUGUGGAUUGUCGAAGGAAUCCUCAAGAAAGCUCUAUCAACUGUUUUGUUACUGGAGACUUUCGAGCUAAUGAACAGGUGGGAUUGCUCGCAAUGCAUACUAUUUGGUUGAGGGAGCAUAAUCGUAUUGCCAGAAGUUUAGGAGAGUUUAAUCCCCAUUGGUCCGGGGAAAAGUUGUACCAGGAAGCCAGAAAAAUUGUUGGAGCUGAGAUGCAGCACAUUACUUAUCAGCAAUGGAUGCCUAAAGUUUUUGGAAAAAGUCUUGAGGAGUUGAUUGGAGCCUACUCUGGUUAUGACCCCGAUUUGGAUCCUAGGAUUUCAAACGUUUUUGCCACUGCGGCGUUACGAUUCGGACAUUCACUUAUCCAACCACGAUUGGAGAGAUUGAACGAAACAUUCGGAAGCAUUCCUCAAGGACCUCUCAGCCUCCGUGAUGCUUUCUUCUCACCUUGGAGACUGGUAGAUGAAGGUGGAGUCGAUCCCCUCCUUCGUGGAAUGUUCGCUACUGCUGCAAAACUCAAAUUACCAGAACAAAAUCUCAACUCCGAACUCACUGAAGAGCUCUUUAAAACUGCUCAUGCAGUUGCUUUAGAUCUAGCAGCCAUGAACAUUCAGAGAGCUAGGGAGCAUGGAAUCCCGGGAUAUUUAGAGUGGAGAAAGUACUGCGGUAUGGCAAGUGCAAAUGACUUUGAGGAUCUUGCAAGGGAAAUCAGCAAUCCCCGAGUGAGAAGGAAAUUGAAGGAACUCUAUGGACAUCCUGGAAAUAUGGAUGUUUGGGUCGGUGGAAUUUUAGAGGAUCAACUACCUAACGCUAAAGUUGGCCCUUUGUUUAACUGUCUGUUAUUAGAACAAUUCCGCAGGUCUCGCGAUGGGGAUAGAUUUUGGUAUGAGAAUCCGUCCACCUUCAAAUCCGAACAACUGCAACAGAUUAAACAGAUCAGUUUAGCCAGAAUCCUUUGCGAUAAUGGGGACAACAUCACUAGAGUUCAAAGAGACGUAUUUCAACUCCCUGAAGGGGAAAAUAGUUUCAUCAAUUGUGAUGAAAUUCCGUCAAUUAAUCUUCGAUUCUGGUCUGAUUGCUGUGAAAACUGUGAAGUACCCUCUGGGAAUGGGAUUCCAAGGUUUAGGAGAGAGGCGGAGAAGUAUAUGGAGCACAUGAACGUACGAAACAUCAGGGAUCUUGAACGACAAGUCAAGGAUCUCCAAGUAGAAUCGCAGAAACUCAAAGAUCAAGCCAAAGAGAUGGCACUACGUUUCAAAAUAUUACAGGCCCAAUUGAGCUCGCAAAUAAUUUCGAAUUUUAAAUAAUUUCGAUAGUGAUGUCCUGCAUUAUGAAAACACCUGUGCAUUUUAUAUUCUGGUUUUUACAUACUUUUUUGUACAUAAACUUUUUAUUCACUCCGUAAUAAUUCGCAGCUGUAUCUUCGAUGUAUAUACUAACUAAGGAAUAAUUCAAGUCUGUUAACCGUC
Diachasma alloeum is the source of this 4176-nucleotide messenger RNA. It is a transcript of the gene Pxn, whose product is annotated as peroxidasin homolog. Bases 142 to 4014 code for a protein of 1290 amino acids. NCBI's taxonomy places the organism in Eukaryota, Metazoa, Arthropoda, Insecta, Hymenoptera, Braconidae. The record is from RefSeq and is a predicted model, not a curated record. Gene Ontology annotation, biological process: response to oxidative stress. Gene Ontology annotation, molecular function: protein binding; peroxidase activity; heme binding. The transcript has 3 exons.